AUAUUUUUAUUUAUAAAAAAUGAUUUAAAAAAUCGGAUGAUUCUUAAAAUAUUAAUUAAAAAUUAAUUUGGAAUCAUUGACACACCCCUUGACUGUGUGACGGUCCCCUUGGCAUUACUAGCCCCUUGUUCGUUAUUGAUUUUGGACCUUUACUCGUAAAUUUUUCGCCAUUGGUUGUGAAAAAUUGCAUUUCCAGUGAUUUGUGGGGCGGAUUCCUAAUCUUGAGAAUGGCGUUGUGAUCCCCUGGAUGCUGUCCAGGUGCUGUGAGUUGGAAAAAGCAGGAAAAUCCACGUGCUACGUGUUGUGAGUGCAUUUUGUUUUCCUCCACGUCUCUUCCUGGAUUUUCUCACUCAAUCCCCCGAUUCACUCGAGUUUUCCCAAUUGUGGAAAGGAGGGAUUUUCUGACGGGAGAAAAAUGAAUGAUCCUUGGGUGGUGACGCCCCGUGAGAAAGUUCGCUUCCGUGACCAGUUUGCAGCCCUCAAGCCCAUCAAUGGGAUCGUCACGGGGAAUCAGGCCAGGGACUUCUUCCUUCAAUCGGGGCUACAACCGCGGAUCCUUGCACAGAUUUGGGGAAUGGCUGACACGGAUUCCGACGGGAUGAUGAACAUCAAUGAGUUUAGCAUUGCCUGCAAGCUCAUCAAUAUGAAAUUGCGUGGCUUUGAAGUGCCCACCGUACUGCCACCCAUCCUCCUGACAACUCUCCUCUCAGCCGGUGGGACGCCCACAAUGACACCAACGGGAGCCGGGAGUCUCAGCCCGUUGGAUCCCAUGAAAUCCAUUGUGGGGUCUCAGCAGCCCAUUUUACCGCCUCCCAACGUCCCAGCAGCCGCUGUGGCACCAGCAAUUGUACCGAAUCUCCCCCAGGCGGCUCCAAUGAUGUACACUGCACCCCCCAUGGCCUCUGUGGCACCCCAACCAAUCCCGGCGCCUGUCUCCAUGGCCCCCAUAGCUCCGUUGCCUCAAGUAGCUCCAAUGGCGCCCAUGCCUCAAGUAGCCCCCAUCCCUCAAGUGGCUCCAAUGGCUCCCACAAUGCCUCAAGUGGCCCCAAUCCCUCAAGUGGAUCCCACCAUCAGAUACAAUUCCCUAUCUGAGACACCAACACCCAUCGCCACGGGCUCCCCAUUGGCACAGAAUGGCAUCAAACCUCGAUCUAUGUCCAUCACCGAUCGGGUGCCCUCAAUCGACUCUCCUCCCGGAGCUGCUGAUUGGGCCGUCAAGGACAGCGUAAGGCGCAACUUUACGCAAGUCUUCAAUCAGCACGAUCGCACCCGCUGCGGUUUCCUCACGGGUACUCAAGCGCGGAACAUUAUGAUGCAGUCGAAGCUCCCAACGGAAACAUUGGCACUCAUCUGGGGCUUGUCGGACAUGGACAAAGAUGGGAAGUUGGGCUGCGAGGAAUUUGUCCUGGCAAUGGCACUGUGCGACAUGGCGCUCCGUGGGCAGGAGAUCCCGAAGAAAUUGCCACCGGAACUUGUGCCACCGAGUUUCCGGAAAGCCCCCUCACGCCCCGGAUCAACGGCAUCCUCUCGCCAUGGGAGUCUCUCGUCGCAGGGCUUAAUUGGGGACGUUGUGGACCCAAUGGCGGGAUUGCCGCAGACGUCGUUUGAGGAUAAGCGCAAGGAGAACUUUGAGAAGGGGCAGGCAGAGCUGGAGAGACGUCGAAAGGCUCUGUUGGAUAUUCAGCGGAAGGAGCAGGAGGAGCGAGAGCGCAAGGAACGCGAAGAAGCGGAAAAGCGAGAGAAGUUACGAAUUGAGGCAGAGAUGAGGCGUCAGCAGGAAAUUGAGAGGCAGAUGCAGCGACAGAAGGAGAUUGAAAUGGAAAUGGAGGAGAAUCGCAAGAGGCAGCAGGAACAGAGAGAGGCGGCUAGAAAAGAAAUGGAGAGGCAGCGUCAACUUGAGUGGGAGAAACAGAAAAUUCAGGAGAUGGAAGCACAGAGACAACGAGAACAAGAUCAUUUGCUACGAUUGAAGGGACAGAAUCAAAAUUCAAGCAUUGAAUUGAGCACCCUCAAUGAGAAGAUUAAGGAGUUAUCGCAGAAAAUCUGUGAGACACGCAGCAGUGUGACCAAUGUGAAAGCCGUAAUUGAUCGCAUGAGAACAACACGGGAUACAUCAAACACAGAGAUGACAAAUUUGAAGAAUAAAAUAAAGGAACAAAAUGCAAAAUUGGUGCAAUUGAGUCAGGAGAAGGCGAAACUCGAUGCAAGGAAUAAGGCUAAUCCCGCCGAUCAGGAACAAAUGUUCAACAAUAAGCAAAUUCAAUUGCAACAGUUGCGCGAGAAAGUUUCAGAGACAACGGAAAAGAUUACCAGCAAGAAGAGUGACAUCGAUGCGAAUAGGGAGCAAUUGAGUGAGAUAAAGAAUCAACUGACGGAACUCAUUGAGAACUGCGAGAGUCUCUAUGGGCAGUACGAUGUGCAGAGGAGUCAGGUGAUUGAGCUCAAGAAUAAUCGACGCAAUGAAGCAGCUAAUGCUUCCUGGGGUGAUGACGAUGCCUCAUGGGCAGCAGCUCCAACCAUUGAAAGUACAGCGAUUAGUGCAGCUCCAGCUCCAGCUCCUAUUCCGGGCUAUGCGCAAUAUCGGGCCCUUUACGGGUUUGUGGGACGCAAUGCUGAUGAGAUUUCAUUUGAACCAGGAGACAUAAUCAUGGUGCCAUAUGACCAGAAUGCGGAACCAGGAUGGUUUGCUGGGGAGAUUAAUGGGAAAACAGGAUGGUUCCCAGAGUCGUAUGUUGAGAAAUUGGAUGAUGGUGCUCCAGCUGAAAUAGCCACGGAAUCCACGGAUACCUACACGAGUCAGAAAUACGAAGAAGUGGAAUCCGUCACGGAAUCUACCACUUUAGCUGCAAAAACUGCCACAGAAGCACCUACAGAUGGAGAAUACUACAUUGCAACGUCAUACGACUCAGCGGAACCCGGAGAUCUCAUAUUUAAUGCCGGUGACGUGAUUCUCGUAACGAAGAAAGAUGGAGAAUGGUGGACGGGAACACUACGAGGGGAAUCCGGAAUGUUUCCGUGCAACUACGUGGACAAAGCUCCACCGGAAUUGUGUGGGAAUGUGGGCAGGAAUGGCGAUAUCCACACUGAAGUUAAUAAUUCCGUGGCACCUUUGAAGCUUGACAACGCCGAAAGUGAAGCAAAGCAUCAAGCUGAGAUGGAUUCGGAAGUUUCGCAGAUUAAUACGAGACCCAAGAGUGAAUCUGUUGACUAUUCAGUACCAGCAUCAGCAUCAGCAACGCCCAGUCUUCGUGGCAAAAAGCCCGAAAUUGCACAAGUAAUCGCACCAUAUGAAUCCACAACGCCAGAACAGCUAUCACUGCAGCGUGGACAGCUGAUAAUGAUUCGGAAGAAGACUGACACGGGUUGGUGGGAGGGGGAACUGCAAGCAAAGGGGCGUCGUCGGCAGAUUGGUUGGUUUCCGGCAACGUACGUGAAAGUACUGCAAGGUGGACGCAAUAGUGGUCGCAAUACGCCUGUUUCGGCUAGUAAAAUCGAGCUAACCGAGACAAUUCUGGAUAAAGUGAUAGCAUUGUAUCCGUACAAGGCACAAAAUGACGACGAGCUGUCCUUCGAGAAGGACGACAUUAUCAGCGUUGUGGGUAGAGAUGAGCCUGAAUGGUGGCGUGGGGAACUCAAUGGGAUCCAAGGACUCUUUCCCAGUAACUACGUUGGGCCAUUUGUGACGUCAGGAAAUGUAUAAAUUGCGCUUAAUAAAUAAAUAACUCUUAUAUAUCAACGGGGGACGGACAGUAGAGAGGAGGAUGACCCACAAAUGAAUAAAAAUGAAAUGAAAUGAAAAACAAUAUGUUUACAGACAAAUAGUAAUAUUAUAUAAAUUUAAAAAAAAAAUUAGUAAAAGAAAAAAAUGCAAGAAUUGACAUUGUAAACAUUAUAAAUUCCUGUUGAAUUUAGUUUAGUGAACACAAUAAUAUCGAAGUAUUAUAAAUUCAGUGAAAAAGAAAAAAGAUGAAAACUAUUGUGAGGAAGAAUAUCACUUUGAGAACAAUUUUUUAUGUUCAAAUAUCUACAGUUUUUUUUUUAUUAUGAGGAGGGAAGGAACAUAACUAAUCACCUCUUUCCCCUUUCUCGUUCUUUCUGUCCUUUGGUUUUUCUAGGGGCGCGAGAGUUUAGUUAGCUAAAGAAACAUGUUAGCUGCAAAAUAAUAAUGUAAUUUGUAAAAAAAAAGAAGAAAUGAAAAGACGAUGGCAAUUUAUUGCAAUCGAGUCUCCAGUUAAAUUAACUUAUGUUUGUUGACUAUUAUUUAGUUAAAGAAAUAAUGACGGAGGAUGGACUAUUAAUUAAUAUUAUUAUAUUAUGCAAGAAACUAUCUCAAAUAAUGUGCGAUAAAUUCUUACAACAAAAAAAAAAACAAAUAAAUUUAAAUGUUUAAUCAUAAUAUCGUAUCGUAAAAAAAAUGUAAAAUGAUGAAUUUACUUUCUUUUCGCUUUUGUGUAAAACAUUGUAAUUUAUAGUCUAAAAAAAAUAUUUAACAAAAUGAAAAGAAAAAAAAGCAAAAGGAGAUGAAAAAUCUUUGGCUGUUGAAAAUGAAAAAAAAACUGCUGUAAAUUAUAAUUUAAUUUAAAAAACAAAGGAAAGUUUAAUUGAAUCAUCCAAAAAUAGUUUAGGAUGAGUUCUAAAAAAAAGGAAAACUAUUUAAAAAUGACAAUUUGAAGAAAAAUAGUCACUGUAAUGAGUUUUGCAGGAUAAAAGGACUCUUUAAUUUAUAGGGCUGCCCUGUGUUUAUCAUUCCUGUUCCAUGUUAUUACCUUCAAAAUAAGGAUGCUAUAUUAUAUACUUUAAGUAUUUCAGUCAAGGCGAACACAAUAAAAAGUAUACAAACGAUAAAAA
Lutzomyia longipalpis is the source of this 4848-nucleotide messenger RNA. RefSeq names its product intersectin-1-like. Gene Ontology annotation, cellular component: presynaptic membrane; plasma membrane; cytoplasm. The record is from RefSeq and is a predicted model, not a curated record. Gene Ontology annotation, molecular function: calcium ion binding; protein binding; molecular adaptor activity. Lineage: Eukaryota; Metazoa; Arthropoda; Insecta; Diptera; Psychodidae. Gene Ontology annotation, biological process: endosomal transport; clathrin-dependent synaptic vesicle endocytosis.